Aureobasidium musti is the source of this 1560-nucleotide messenger RNA. The record is from the annotation of a GenBank genome assembly. NCBI's taxonomy places the organism in Eukaryota, Fungi, Ascomycota, Dothideomycetes, Dothideales, Saccotheciaceae.
AUGAUCUACAAGGNNCAUCGCUCAUAUACGCUGUUCCACAACUUCUCUACAACUUUCGCGGCGCUGUAUUUUGUGGGAGGUGUUCGCGUAACCUUUUCAACUGGAAUCAGCGCUGGUGGCAAUCUCGCUUAUUGGACGUCAUACAUCGUGACUUGCGUCUUCACCUUCAUCACUGCUGCUGUCAUCGCAGAGAUCUGCUCAUCCCUACCUCUUGCUGGAUCCAUAUAUCUUUGGGCUGCUGAGGCAGGAGGACCUAGGUUUGGUCGCUUCUUCGGCUUCAUUGUGGCUUGGUGGUCUACCACUGCUUGGACGACUUUCUGCGCGAGUAAUACACAGGGUGCUGUCAACUACCUUCUGGCCGAAAUUGUGGUCUUCAAUGUUGACUAUCCAUCGAAUUCGGAUCACAUCAAAUAUCGCGCUGUUCAAUGGGCCGUUACCGAGGCCAUGUUGGCAGUCGCUUGCAUCGUCAAUCUACUCCCUCCCAAGUAUUUCCGCUGGAUUUUCUACGCAUCUUCUGGUAUGGUGUUGCUGGAUUUUGUGCUCAACAUGGUUUGGCUGCCUAUUGGAGUGGCUCAAACUUACGGCUUCCGUACUGCGCAUGAAGCCUUCAUGACUACGUACAACGGCACCGGAGCGCCUGCUGGCUGGAAUUGGUGCCUGUCUUACCUGGCUACUGCUGGUAUCUUGAUCGGUUUCGAUGCCUCUGGCCAUGUUGCAGAGGAGACAAAGAACGCGAGUGUGACCGCAGCCAGAGGUAUCUUCUGGAGUACCGUGGUUAGCGGUGUUGGCGGUUUCAUUGUGGUUAUUCUAUUCUUGUUCUGUGUGGUAAGUCAUGCUGCUUCUCUGGUGUAUUGCGAAAAUUCUGACAAUUGUCCAGNNCCUGAUGCAGACACGUUCUUCCAAUUUGGUUCUGAGCAGCCAUUUGUACCACUCUAUGCUGUGGUCCUUGGCCAGGGCGGGCAUGUCGUCAUGAACAUUGUCUGUAUUGUAGCCCUCUGGUUCAACACUGCAAUUGCUGUUCUCGCCGCAUCGAGAUUGGUCUUUGCUGUCGCAAGAGAUGGCGUUCUUCCCUUCUCUGGAUGGGUCUCUCAGGUCUCGAAUGGCCAGCCCAAAAAUGCUGUGAUUGUCGUCUGGGUCGUUUCAGCCAUUAUCACCUGCACAAUCCUUCCAUCCAGCACUGCGUUCACCAGUCUGGUUUCAGCCGCUGGCGUUCCUUCCGCUGCCGCAUACGGUCUGAUCUGUCUUUCGAGACUCGUGCUCACGCCANAAACAUUUCCCAAGCCCAGAUGGAGCCUUGGGAAGUUUAGCAAGCCCUUCCAGUUCAUCGCCAUUUUCUGGAAUGGCUGGGUCGUUGCUGUCUUGUUCUCGCCGUAUGCUUUCCCUGUGACGGCGGGUAACCUGAACUAUGCACCAGUGAUCAUGGCGAUCGUCACGAUAUUUGCUAUCGUCUCGUACUUUAUGAUCCCUGCAGAGAAAUGGUUGCCAGCGCAUAGAAUCCAGCAGACGCUCGAGGCAGAGGGACCCAAGACUCCUCGUGUUGAGACCAUUGCUCAUGACUAA